Messenger RNA from Aphidius gifuensis, 1494 nucleotides. RefSeq lists its product as uncharacterized. Gene Ontology annotation, molecular function: protein binding. NCBI's taxonomy places the organism in Eukaryota, Metazoa, Arthropoda, Insecta, Hymenoptera, Braconidae. The coding region runs from base 234 to 1394 and encodes 386 amino acids. The record is from RefSeq and is a predicted model, not a curated record. The transcript is spliced from 6 exons.
ACAACAAUAUUAAAAACAGCUGUCAAUGUUGUAACGAAGCGGCGUUGGACUUAAACAAAGGGCUAAAUUUUUAUUAUCAAUUUACUAUUCCUUUAAAAAAAAAUACACAAGUGAAAGUCGAUAAAAAUAUCACCGCCUCAACAAGUUUUCACGCGUAUUCUUGAAAAACUUGCGAUAAGAAUCAAGAUAUAUUAAAAAAUAUUAAAUUGUGUGUUUAUCAAAAAAAUUGAAUAAUGGAUCAAAAAAAUUGUAAUGUUAAAUAUCCACACAUAGAUCAACAAAUAAAAACUCUUAUUGAUGUUUCCGAGAGAGUCUCAGAUACCGACAUUUUCAUUGAAAUUGCUAUUGAUCGAUUUAAUACAAAAAUUGAGCGUUCAGCUUCUCCAGAAUUUAUACGUAGAUCACUUGUAUUAUUCAAUAGAGAAGAAUCAUUCGAAGCUCGUAAAAAAUACUGGAGCUUUGUUGCUCAAAUGAUCAUCAGCAGAAGAAUCACACUUUCUUUAUUCCAAUCAGAGUAUUGUCAAAUGUUAGAAGAAACAACAGGCAAGGACAUUGAAUUCAAUGUAUUAUGGAUUUACAAAGCUGAAAUACUGAAAACAUUGAUAAUUCGUGGUGCAUAUCCAUUGAAAAACUUGAUAAGAACAACAUCAGGACUUAAAAAAAGAGGGCUUGUUGGUAAACUUGUUGGAAAUUUACUAAAAAUCUUGGUAGAAAGUGAAGGUAAAACAUUAAUUGCUGAAAAAUGGAAUGAAAGCGGUAUUGAAUGGAAGGAUUUAUUUGAUAAAUCACUUGAAGAUCCAGAUGAUAUCAUGUAUGCUAAUGAUUUACAAUUUUUAACAAUUGGUGAAACAGACCAACUAAGCAAACGAUUAUUAAAAUUAUUACGUGAAAGUAGUCCUCAUGAUAAAGCUUGGAAAAAUUGGGUAACAAAAAAUGUUGUUGAAGAAAAAAUAAAAGAACCGAAAUUCGUCAGAAUACUUUUUACAGCAAUAUUAGAAUCUGGUAUUGACUCAAAAGAAAGUUCCAAAUACUUUUUUGGUGAAAUGAAUUUUUAUCAACCAACUUGUUCACAAUUUCUUUUACCUAUUAUAAAGGAUUAUAUUGGUUCUAAUUUUGAAUCAGAAUUACAAUGUUUAUAUGCAUUGACUGAUGUUAAUUAUAAAUACGGCAAUCCUCCAGGUUUUGUGUAUGAUAUUAUUAAAGAACUACAUGAAAAGGAUAUUAUAUCAGUUGGUGCAAUUUUAGCAUGGCAUGCUGGUACAAAUCACAAACCAGCUGAGUUGUUGGGCCAUCGUGAAGCGGUCAUGAAUCUUCUCAGUAAACCAUUUUCUUUCAAGUUCGAAAAUAAUGAUGAUAAACAGCAGAGUACUUCAUCAAAAGAAAAAAAAAAAUAAACAAUCAAUAUCCGUCGUAUAUACCUAAACAUAAGUAUACAAAAGAAAUGCCCAGUCGGUUUUUAUGUUAAAAUUAUAUCUUAAAAUGUUUGUAUUUCAA